GAUCCGAUCUCAUCAAUUAUAUUCCCUGUCAUUGAACAUAGUAGAACUCUCGACGCCCUUCACAAACUGGAGAUAUCGCUUGAAAUUCGACUUCCAUCCCUUCUGACGUGAAUAGAACUUCCAUACCCUUGCGUUAUGAAAUACAGUGCCGUUGGCACAGUGGUAGCCGACACCAGCAGUGCAGAGAAGAUCGUUGAAUCCUUAAGUAAGGUCGCUGUCCACGGUGCACCAUUUGAUUCGCACGUGUGGGGCCCUCCGCAUAAACGUGAAUGCCUAGAUGGCACUCGCACGAGGAUCUUGGAAGAAAUCGAGACAACACUACAGGCAAGCAACAGUACGCUGAUUUGGCUCUCUGGCUCUCCUGGGAUAGGAAAGUCUGCGAUCGCUCAUACAAUCGCCAGCCGUCUCAAAGACAAGUCGAGAUUAGCUGGAACGUUUUUCUUUAGUCGCAAACAUGGGGACAUGCCUGGCAUGGCCAGCCUUGAUUUCUUUGCGCCUACGUUGGCGUACCAAAUUUCAAACAGUGAACACCUCGCCAAAGACGAUGUGGUCCGUGCCAUCAGAUCCGACCCUGCUAUCCUUGAUCCAAGGAAGCCGCUCGCUGAUCAAAUACGAGAACUGCUAGUUAAACCGUUACAGAAUUUGCGGGUCUCAUGGGGACAUUCGGAAUCAAAGGUGCUUGUAAUCGAUGCGAUUGACGCAUGUAAAGAGCGCAUCCGCGAGCUCAUCCUAUGUCUUUCGAAUUUCCUUCGCCAGCCACGUAUUCCGCACUUGCACAUCGUCAUCACCAGCCGACCUCUUUACACUAUUGAUGAUGCAUUUGAAGCUAUUGGUUCCGAGCAGUCAAUACAUCAUAUCGCUCUCGAUGACGUUGAUGUUGCUGAAGCUCACAAGGACCUUUGUCUCUUCUUCGAGCAUGCUCUAGAGAGGAGCUACAGGAAUCAUGGCCUUGAAUACCAUGAACUGGGGCCCGAAGACGAGAUAAUCCGCUGUCUCGCUGACAGGGCGAACGGUCGGUUCGGGACCGCGUCGACGAUGAUGAGAUUCCUCGAAACCCGCCAUGACGACGACGAAGUGUCAUAUGAUAUCGAUGAAAAACUCAACAUUAUGAAGGAUCCCGGUGAUGCAUAUCUACAUCCUACCCAAAUAUUCUGUUUCUAUGAGUUCAUCAUCAAGGCAUCCGAAAAUCCAACCCGUGCAUACCAACAUUUGUCCACGGUAGUCAAUCUCGCCGAACCGCUAGCAAUUUUUUACUUGCAGAAGCUCCUGGGAUCUUCAGAAAGCGAUUUAUUGUCCAUUCUCGUGUCGUUAUCCCCGACAGUCAACGUCCCCGCUGAUGACUCUCGCGCCGUGGAGGUUCUCCACAUGAAGUCGCUUCGCGAGUUUCUCUCCCACCAUUCCUCUUCGUCUUCGUCGCGCGCAUCCCAGCUCCUUGCACAGUCCAGUCUGCGAAUGAUGAAAAACUCAUUCAUGCGCCAGUCGGGCCUCAAGGAUGAGCUGCAACGAAUGGUUGCAAAGAUCAUCAUUGAAGCAGGUCCGCAAUCAGAUCUGCAAUCAGAUAAUAUACUGAUUAUUUUCCUCGAAUUGUGUUUGGCACAGUCGUGCAGCAAGACCGUACGUGCGACCGCCUGGUACCACGAAUAUAUGCGAUCAGGGGCUGGAGCUCCCUGCUCCGCCCCGUCUCGUGCCCAGCCCUGUGAUAUGUCGGAGGAUAUAUCAAAAGCUCGGUUGGCACUUCAGGAUUUCCGAGCGAAAUAUGAAUUUCGCGACCUACACGUGUUCGACCUCUUAGCAAAACUACAGGCUCUGCCAGAGAUGUUGUUCAUCUUGAUCCUCUUGGCAAUUCGUCACACUCAUCCUUCCGCUUCGCAUCAUAUUGGUUGCAUCGAUGAGUCCUUAUCAUCACGCAUGCCUCCGGCGUUCAUAAACUUCAUGCGAUACGUGUGGAAAGGAACUGAGCAAAGCUUAAACAGCUCGACAGCCCUCAAACAUGCUUGCCAAUAUUGGAGUGUGUAUCUCUCCCAGGCUCCGAUGAACGUGGAUGGAUAUUUGUGCAACUAUCUUCGUGCCUUUUGGCAGGAUAAGUUACUAUCUUGGUUCGAAAGACAGUGGUACUUGGAGGGCUUAGAAUCAUGCACAGCCAUCCUGAAUAUUGCACAGACCAUUGAUUUCAAAUUGAAAUUGUGAUUGAUUUGCGAUUCUGUUGUACAGUAGUUAUCACUUCUACAAUUGUCUACAAGUACAUCACAAUCACUGCGGAAACGACUUUUUAGUCGGACACUAAACGGA
Messenger RNA from Suillus paluster, 2289 nucleotides. RefSeq lists its product as uncharacterized. NCBI's taxonomy places the organism in Eukaryota, Fungi, Basidiomycota, Agaricomycetes, Boletales, Suillaceae. The transcript has 4 exons. Bases 136 to 2187 code for a protein of 683 amino acids. The record is from RefSeq and is a predicted model, not a curated record.